This is a messenger RNA of Notolabrus celidotus (New Zealand spotty), 875 nucleotides long. It is a transcript of the gene mrpl17, whose product is annotated as mitochondrial ribosomal protein L17. The record is from RefSeq and is a predicted model, not a curated record. Lineage: Eukaryota; Metazoa; Chordata; Actinopteri; Labriformes; Labridae. Bases 207 to 704 code for a protein of 165 amino acids. Gene Ontology annotation, cellular component: mitochondrial large ribosomal subunit; ribosome. Gene Ontology annotation, molecular function: structural constituent of ribosome. The transcript is spliced from 3 exons. Gene Ontology annotation, biological process: translation.
ACAUGUUUGAUGACGCACCAGUAAUGACAGCCCCUGUAAACUCCACAGUACUGACUUAACUGACCUCAGGGUUUGUUCCUCCUUUGAGGUAACUCUCGUAUGUUACAGGUAGAUCUGGUGAGAACAUUCACUCGGUGUUUAGAGUUCUUCAGUGUUUGUAGUUUGUCUUCACGUUUCUGACUCGCAGGUGAAUCUAUCCGGACAAGAUGCGUCUCACGCUGCAAAUGUUGAUCUCCCAUGGCCGGGUGGCCCGGAGGAUGGGGAUGGGUCCACAGUCCCGAAUCAACAUUCUGAGAAAUAUUCUUACGGGACUGGUCCGACAUGAGAGGAUAGAGACCACUGUGGCCCGAGCAGAUGAAGUCCGCUUCUACGCCGAGAGGCUGGUUGACUACGCCAAAAAGGGAGACACUGAUGAGAAGGCGAUGAAAAUGGCGAGCUUUUGGAUGACGGAAAAGGAUCUGGUCCCAAAGCUGUUCAAGGUCCUCGCUCCACGGUUUGAGACUCAGUCAAAGGGCUACACGCGAAUGGCUCGCAUCCCAAACCGACAGAAUCUGGACCGAGCCAAGAUGGCUGUCCUGGAGUACAAAGGCAACCCAUUCCCUCCUCUGUUUCCUGUGAAAAAGGAGAACGAACUCUCUCUUAUCAACCAGCUGCUCAAAGGCUACAGAGAGGAGAAGGCACAACAGCUAGCUGCCAAAGCUUGAUCAAAAGGAGCUGUUUGCAGAUGCUGCAGACAGAGGCUUUCAGAGACUGAUGUAUUUCUUCAGCAAAAAGAACUGUUCCAACUCCAGAGUCGACAGAGGAGAGGAAUGUCUCUGUGAAAGGACAUUCAUGAGUGGUUGUAUAAAUGACAAUAAAUACUAUUUGAUAACAAA